UCUUAAAUGUAAGUUGUUUAAAAUACAAUACCAAAAUUAGGAAAUCUAAACAAAAUAUAAAAAAUAAAAAAAAAAAUAAAAAAAAAACUCGGCCUACUAUAGAAAUAUUAGAUUGGGCCGGACUACAACAAUAAUCCUCAAUAGGCCCAUUAGCCCAAAAGAAUAUCUGAUCGGCUUAUCUUAAAAAAACUGUCCCAAAUUGAAAUUAUAUGACGACAAUACUUACCAACCUAAUAUGUUUUAUAAUCACUUAUUUUCCAAAUUAAAAAUAUGACCAUAUAUUUUAUUUUGAAAAUAAAACCAAACAGAAACUAUUAAUUGCCUCUACCUAGAUCGGUUUUCUAAAAGUCAGACAAAUUUAAAAUUUUCAACAAAUGAUUCUAGAAGAAAAUAAAAUCAGUAUACCAUAUUUUUAAAUAUAAAAAACAGGUCAAAUAUCUUACAAGAUCAUUUUCCCACUGGUUAGAGAAAUGCCGUCUGAUCAUAAGUUGACUUUUUCAAUUUUCAACGUUCUCAUCACUUCUUGAAAUUGUCUUCCAACCCUUUUUAUAUUAUCUUCUUAAUUUUAUAUUAUUUUCCCAAUUAUUAUGGUUUACUCCACCAUUAAAUUUGACCACGAUAUCUAGUCAAAGUAUGAAAUGUAGUUAAUUCCUUUUAUUUAAUAAGAAUUAAUAAUUCCUUAAUAACUUAAACAAGAGAAGUCAAGAACCACGACUAAACUGGUGGAGGUGGGUUGCACAUAUGUAUAUAAUUCAAACUAUUUCACCGAUGAUUUAUUAUAUAAUAAUUCAAAAAAGAAAAGUAUUUUAUACACGUCGGCAAUUGCUAUUUACUGUUAAUUCAAAAACUAAAAUAAAUAUAUCAACAAUAAUAAUCAAUACGAAAGCUACAUGAGCAUUGACAUUUAAUAAGUAGGAUCGGAUUACCUAAUUGAAAUUGUCAGUAAUUAAAAGCACGUGUCUGAAUCAUAACCAUCAUCUUGCAUGAUUGUACGACUAUCUCAUUGAAUUUAAUGUUACGUACACUUACCAUAUAUAAAAUAUUAUAUUAUAUUACCUAGUGGCAAAUCUUCAUAGUCAAAUUUUGUGAAAUUUGCAUUACCUAAUUAUUGAUUAUUUUAAUUCACGUGCUACAAUUAAUUGUCUAUAUAUAGUCAAUAAUCAGAAGCUCUUAUAUUCAUCAUCACAUUUAAAAAAAAAACACAUACCAAUUUCAGAAAAGAAAAAAAAAAUGAAAACUUCAAUUACUUCAAUAUUUUCUUUCUUCUUGGCUAUUUUCCUUUUAUUAGUAGUUUCUCCCUCAUCGGCUAUUAGUUCAAAUUCUUCAUCGUACGAGGGUUUCAUCCAGUGUCUGAAAAUUAAAUCCGAUCCCUCCAGUCCAAUCUCUGCAGUUCUCUACGAUGAAAACAACUCUUCAUAUUCAUCAGUUCUCGAAACAUACAUCAGAAACCUGAGGUUUAACGAAUCAACCACCCCUAAACCACGACUUAUUAUAACCGCAAAACACGUUUCUCACAUUCAAGCCGCCAUUGUAUGUGCGAAGGCAAACGGCAUGCAGAUGAAGAUUCGCAGCGGCGGCCAUGAUUACGAAGGCGUUUCGUACUGGUCGGCGGUUCCGAAUUUCUUCAUACUUGAUAUGUUCAACUUCCGAUCAGUCAACGUCAGCAUUGAAGACGAAUCGGCCUGGGUUGAAUCCGGCGCGCUUCUCGGAGAAAUCUACUACAGAAUUGCGGAGAAGAGCAGCACCCAUGGCUUCCCCGCCGGAGUUUGUCCCACCGUCGGCGUCGGCGGCCACUUCAGCGGCGGUGGGUAUGGUAACAUGAUGCGAAAGUAUGGCCUUUCCGUCGACAACAUCGUCGACGCUCAGAUGAUCGACGUCAACGGUAAGCUUCUGGACAGAAAAUCCAUGGGGGAGGAUCUUUUCUGGGCUAUUACCGGCGGCGGAGGCUCCAGUUUCGGUGUUGUGCUGUCGUACAAAAUCAAAUUGGUUUCAGUCCCGAAGAUAGUAACUGUUUUCAGAGUCCGGCGAACUUACGACCGGAAUUUAUCCGAACUCGUUUACCGUUACCAGCAAGUCGCCGCCGAUAAGUUGCCGGAAGAACUGUUCCUCCGGCUAACCCUAGACGUCGUGAACGGCACGAACAGGGCUACAUUUCUCGCCAUGUUUCUUGGAAACUCGCAACAACUUUUGUCUGUGAUGAACCUUAGCUUUCCCGAACUGGGUUUAAACCAAACAGACUGUACGGAAAUGAGCUGGGUGGAAUCGGUUCUUUUCUGGACAAACUUUCCGGCGGGAACUCCGGUGAACGCUCUUCUGAGUAGGGUUCCUCAGUCUCUGACAUACCUGAAGAGGAAAUCCGAUUACUUGAAGAAACCCAUUCCGAAACAAGGGUUGGAGUUGCUAUUCAAGAAAAUGGUGGAGCUGCAAACCCCACAGCUGACGUUUAACCCCUACGGCGGUAGAAUGGCGGAGAUUCCUUCGUCGGAGAAGCCAUUCCCGCACAGAGCCGGCAACAUUGCCAAGCUCCAAUACGCAACAAACUGGAACGAAGACGGAGAAGAAGCUGCGAACCGGUACUUAAAUCUGACGGCGGAGCUGUUUGCUUUUAUGACUCCGUAUGUUUCGAUGGCGCCGAGGGAAGCGUUUCUCAACUACAGAGAUCUCGACAUCGGAACCAACAGCAACGGCCGGAAUAGUUACAUUGAAGGAGCAGUUUACGGUGUGAAAUAUUUCAAAGAUAAUUUCAACAGGUUGGUGAAAAUCAAGACGAAAGUUGAUCCUCGUAAUUUUUUCAGGAACGAACAAAGUAUUCCGGUUUUGCCCUGGAGGAAGUGAAUUAAGAUCGAAUUAAUUAAUUAGUCACAUAAUUAAAUUAUAUAUAUAUAUAUAUAUAUAUAUAUAUAUAUUUUCUAGUAUAUAUACAUACUAUAUAUUCAUCAUAUAAAAAUAUAUUCCAUUAAUUAUAUUAUUUUAUUAUAUUGUAUGUUUGAUUGAAAAUAAUAGUACAUUGUUCAUGUGCUUACUGUUGAUAUUACAGAAUAAAAUAGAUUAUAUAUUGCGUCUUUUAAUUUGUGUGUAAUUAUAAAUAUGUACGUAGAAUAUUAUUGGAAAGUUGAAGUUUAAGGGUUUGAAAAGUCUGAUGUGUUCUAGAAAGAACAGAUGGAUUUAAUUCCUUAGCUUGUCCCCAUUUUCAUAUAUUGACUAAAUUAUGGCGAAGUUUACUAUCCAUAAUUUCAAGAAAAAUUAAAAGCCAAAAACUUUUAA
Molecule: messenger RNA, 3264 nt
Organism: Erythranthe guttata (spotted monkey flower)
Lineage: Eukaryota; Viridiplantae; Streptophyta; Magnoliopsida; Lamiales; Phrymaceae
Product: berberine bridge enzyme-like 8
Molecular function (GO): FAD binding; oxidoreductase activity
Source: RefSeq, a predicted model, not a curated record